Molecule: messenger RNA, 579 nt
Organism: Schizophyllum commune H4-8
Lineage: Eukaryota; Fungi; Basidiomycota; Agaricomycetes; Agaricales; Schizophyllaceae
Exons: 3
Coding region: 1-579 (192 amino acids)
Source: RefSeq, a predicted model, not a curated record
AUGAGUGCUGAUCACUGCGAUGUGUGCAACGCCACGGGAGAUAUCAAGCGUUGCUCCCUCUGCCGGUCUCGCUUCUACUGCAGCGCUGACUGCCAGAAGGCCGACUGGCCCAAACACCGCGCAGCCUGCCGGAAGAACAUCUGGUACGACUCACCCAAGUAUCGCAAGUGCGACGACGGCAGCAUGCACGAAGGCAAGCUCGAGCUCGUUACCUGGGAAGGCAAAUACAGGGACUCGGACGAAAAGCUCGGCUGGGGCGCGUGCAUCGUCGAAGAAUCGGAGGACAUGAAGAAGAAAUACUACGAGGAGUUUGGAGGGGACGACAAGAAGAUGUUCGAGUACUGGCCGCAGGGGUAUCGUUGGACGUGCUGUGGGAUGGCGGGGGAUAUGACGUAUGGGUGCGACCACCAUGGGACGGGCUCGAAGCCUUGUACGUGCGAUUACUGCCGCGCUGGGAAGAGUUUGCCCGACAGGAUCUACAACGACCCGGACCCUCACCGGACGGGUCUCAAACUCAGUCGUGGCCCUGACCCGCGCAGCUAUCGCCCGGGUUCGUUUGUGAUGGACAUGGGCUGGUGA